Messenger RNA from Cynara cardunculus var. scolymus (artichoke), 1174 nucleotides. RefSeq names its product transcription factor RAX3-like. NCBI's taxonomy places the organism in Eukaryota, Viridiplantae, Streptophyta, Magnoliopsida, Asterales, Asteraceae. The transcript is spliced from 3 exons. The record is from RefSeq and is a predicted model, not a curated record. Bases 53 to 1045 code for a protein of 330 amino acids.
UCGAAGCAGAAGCAGAAGGAAAAGGGCAUCAUCAAGAACCCUAAUAAUUACAAUGGGAAGAGCACCUUGCUGUGACAAAGCCAACGUCAAAAGAGGACCAUGGUCACCUGAAGAAGAUGCCAAACUCAAAUCUUAUAUCGAAGAACAUGGCACCGGAGGCAACUGGAUUGCUCUACCUCAUAAGAUUGGUCUCAAGAGGUGUGGCAAGAGUUGUCGCCUUCGAUGGUUGAAUUACCUCCGCCCAAACAUCAAGCAUGGAUCUUUCUCCGAAGAAGAAGACCACAUCAUUUGCACCCUUUAUCUCAGUAUUGGCAGCCGAUGGUCUAUUAUUGCUGCACAAUUACCUGGGCGAACCGAUAAUGAUAUCAAGAACUACUGGAACACGAGGCUAAAGAAAAAACUUCUGGGAAAACAGCGUAAAGAUCAACAAUUAUCAAAGAGAAGUGGCCUAAACAAGCAAGAAAUGAAGAGAGAAGUUCUUGAAGAUUUCAAGGCACCAGCUUUAUGCAUGAGUAUGAACCUCUAUCAAUCUUACUGGCCUACUACAGAUUUCCCUAAUUUGAUACUUACAAACCCUGAUCAUGAUAAUCAUCAAGAACAACUUCAUGCCAGAAACCAAGAUACCAUCACAAGUUUUGAUGAUCAGUACCCUUUUGAUACAUCCUCAAAUCAACCCCAAUUGUUCGAUCAAAACAGCGAGAAACCUAUCUCAACUGUUUAUCACCCCCAAUUGCAAAACACGCCAUACAAUCUUCUGAAUGGAGAUCAUGGUUUAAAUCUGUUUCAAGAAUUCAACAACUACCCAUUUGGGAUCAAUGAAUUGGUCUACAACAGCACACAAUUAGAGCAGUUUGAUCAUGGGUUGGUAGGCGGUUUGGAUAACCUCAUCACUGGAAGCAAUUGUACUAGCUCUUCUGCAGAAAGUACUCCUACCUGGGGAGAUCCUCUUGUAUGCCCUCCUCAAAUGAUGCUAACCUAUGAAGAUUGCCGACAUGGGCUGCUACAAAAUUGUGCUCCUGAUCAGCAGGCUCGUCGGUUUCAAUAAGAUUUUUAGAGACGGUAGAGAUUAGCAUUCGAUCGAGAUGGUGUUGAUUUCGUACCCAUUUGAGGACAAAUCGUGUUGGCAUUUUCAUGGGGUAUUUAUUUAAUUUGUUUUCUUUAUUCACUAUCACUU